This is a messenger RNA of Klebsormidium nitens, 2824 nucleotides long. The record is from the annotation of a GenBank genome assembly. NCBI's taxonomy places the organism in Eukaryota, Viridiplantae, Streptophyta, Klebsormidiophyceae, Klebsormidiales, Klebsormidiaceae.
CGCUGGCAGAGCUCUACAAAUGUUGCAGGUCAGCUUCACGUUGCGAUGGCGCCCCCCUGACGUUUGUGCACAGCUUUCACCAGUUGUCCAGGCAGCCAGGUAGCUCGCUGCUGGCUCUCACAGCUCCAGGACAAUGUCUGGAAAAGAGCAAGCAAAAAGUGUGAAACGCCACCCUUCAGAGACUUUCACCGAGUUUGAAAACUUCUUGAAGCGGAUUGCUCCACCAAAGCCCAGGAGUUCUAUGACCGGCCUGGAAAAGAGCCAGGAGUUUUGGAUGACCGCUAGCAAACCGUUCAGGCAUCCUGUGGGGUGGGUUGUGCUCUGGGUCGCUGCCGACGCGCUCCUAGCCAAGCAUCACAAAACGGACUCUGCAUCAGUCUUUGGAGGCUCUGCACCACACCAGAGAAAACAGAGCUGGGAGAUGGUCUGAGGUGAAGGGCGCCAGUUCUAGAUUGCGCGAUGGAAGUUGCGAGGGAUGUUUGGGGAGCAAGCGUAGAAGCGGCGGGGCGUGAGUGGGGGCACGCAGGAGGUAUCAUGACGAGGCAAACCUCUAGAGUAGUCAGACGCUCGGUUGUGAGGGAUGCAAAGCGGUCCGCUUGGUGUCCGAUAGUCUGGAGUCUUCUCGUUCUGGUAUUGACCACUCAGACAGCGUCCGCCAAGCCUUCCACAUUGCGAUCAGUUCCAGAACUAGAGGCUGCUAUGUAUUCCACCAUCGACGGCUGGCCGUGCGUCAGGUUACUGACGGUCAACGGGGAGAUUGGCUGCUCCAAUCCUGAUAGGGGUCUGGUGAUCUCCCCUAUUCAGAGGCUCGAGUCUUCUCAAGACGCAGUGUUGGGGAACCAUGCCGUUCUGCUCCCCCCAAGCGCAUACCAAGGUUUCAUGCAGCGGCUAGAAGCAGACCCUCUUCUCACUGAGCAAGUAGCAGGGGUCUUGCUAGAAGCGGACAAUCUGUUUAACGGAUCGCACGUGCUCAGUCAAUUCUCCCCUGCUGCCAAGUACCCCCAGGCAGAAUGGGCCGAUGAGUCGGCGCGGGGCUACGUGUGGAACCCCCCAGGGAGCGACUUAGCAAGAAAACGAUUCCAGCUGCCGGUGUUUCUUCUGAACGAGAAUGGGACAAGGCUGAUGCGCAGCCACUCAGAGCACAACCACAAACAAAACUUCAAGCACCCCCUCUACGUCGCGGAGUUUGAUCUCGUGAUGUACACGACUGCUCACGAGACACCCACAACCGCAGAGUGCCUGGCAGCUGCCACGUGCCUGCCCCUGGGAGGCUACAGUGUCCUCUCGUCUCUGCCCCCCCUCCCCCCUCCAAACACCACUACUCCUACCAAACCCGUAGUACUCGCCCUGGCCUCAAUCGACUCCGCAUCUUUCUUCCGCGACUUAGCCCCCGGCGCAAACUCCCCUCUCUCUGGCGCAAUUGCUCUGCUCGCGGCUGUGGAAGCGCUCUCGCGGGUGCCCGGGGUUAAGGACGGAACCCUCCCUAACCAGCUGGUUUUUGCCUUCCUGACCGGGGAGUCGUGGGGUUACCUUGGCAGUCGGAGGCUGCUCGCUGAAGUUGCUGAGGGGAGCGCGGCAGUGGACGGGUUCUCUUGGGACCAGGUGACGGCGGUGCUGGAGGUUGGCUCUGUUGGGAGGGCCAAGAGAGGGCCGGUGAACGGAGCUCCUGACAAAGCGACGACGUUCUAUGCUCACAGGGGAAAGCAGCAGGCGGCCUCCGUCUCCGCCCCCAUCCUCACAGCCCUCACUUCCGCCGCGAGCAGCAUGCCCGGCGCGCCCUCGGUCCAGCCCGCAAGCCCCGACACCCCCGGCGUGCCCCCCGACUCCUCGCUGACGUCAUUCCUGUGUCAGAAUCCCCAGACCCCGGGUCUGGUCCUGACCGACUUCGACGCCGCCUUCUCCAACCCCUACUUCCAGAGCUUCUACGAUGACGUCAGCAACAUCGACGCUGACGUCAUUGCUGAAGCGGCAACACUGAUCGCGCGCGGGCUGCUUCAGCUAGCCGGGGGAACACUCACAUCGCAUUUGCCAAGCACCAACCCCGGUUUGGUUAAGGACCUCGUUAAGUGCCUGUUGACCCCCUCCCCGGGGCUGGGCUGCAGCCUGGUGCAAAACCUAACCACGCCGCUAACCGCGUCCGGUUUCGCUAACCACUACGUGGGGAUCCUGCAAGAAGGCCCGGGACCAAACCCGUUCCCGCUCGACGACACGUCGCGGUUUCUAUGGAAUCUGCUGGCGAACGUGACGGGGAAGACAGUAAAUGGCAGCACGUGUGAUGGGGCGUGCCCAGCGGGGCAGGCGUGUGUGGGCUUGACGGCGGCAAAGAAGGGCACGUGCCUGAACGCCACGGCCAGGUACGUCCCGGCCUACUCGACGCGGCUCAAGUGGGACAACGGCUGGCAGCUGCUUCCGUCACCGCCCGGCUCCAAAGCAGACCCGGACCCAGUGUACACGGAAAGCUUCUGGAACCAGCUUCACCUGAGGACGUACAUGGCCGAGAGCCCACGUUAUGAGAAGUGGGUCUUCAUAAGCGGGCUAGCCGUCACUGGCUUCGCGUAUCUGUGUCAAGUGAGCGCUAAGCGGGUUGUUGAGCAUAGGCUCAAGCAGGCGUAGGUAAUGUAGGACAGGUGAUUCUUUUGUGGGCUUGCGGCCUCUUAUUUCAGGUCGUCAGCUUAGCAGCUAGCCUGUUUUGUACAUUCUGUGGUAAUGCGGGGGGGGCAAAGAAGCCGGCCGGGGGAGGCAGCUUUUCCGAACCGAGAGGACUGCUGUGAGGCAAUGCAACAUGUAAAGCUUCAAAUCUCUUUGCGCCAGGCGCACUCAUGAU